AUGGCGCAUCCGUACGGCACUCCUCGGCACUCCUCCUCCUCCCCUCACUCGCUGGCCUGGCUGCGUACCAGUCCUCCAGUGCCACCCUGUUGCUGUGCCUCCUCGCCUCAGUUACAUGCCGUGAGGCCGGCGAUGGCAGAUGCAGCUUGCGUUCCAACACGCCUGAAUCCACACGAGAAAAUGGGUUCUGCAUCCACCAGAGCCCGCCGCGCGCAACCAGUGACCAGCAACCUGGGAUGCUGUUGCUACGCUCCCGGUAUGUCGACGGCGGCUGCGUACGCAGCAGAAUGGCGGUGCAACUUCAGCACGUCAACGCUUACCAAGUUUACCAUUCGGCAUAGUGCAAGCUGUACUGCCCAUCCCGUCAUCUCCAAUACUUGCUCAGCUACGGUGGGCUAUCGCAGGUAG
Messenger RNA from Colletotrichum abscissum, 408 nucleotides. RefSeq lists its product as uncharacterized. Lineage: Eukaryota; Fungi; Ascomycota; Sordariomycetes; Glomerellales; Glomerellaceae. The record is from RefSeq and is a predicted model, not a curated record. Bases 1 to 408 code for a protein of 135 amino acids. The transcript is spliced from 2 exons.